AUGCCCGAAGAAGAGCGCAUGGUCUCCCACGGCCGCGGCGGCCAGGGAAACAUCGGCCACGAUGACACGGAAUAUGUUGACGGCGAGAUCGUCCGUGAAGGUGCCUACGGCGACCAGGGCGAUGGCGCUUACUCGGCCGGUCGCGGCGGAGCCGGUAACAUCGGUUCUCCUCACGUCUACCCUACCGCCAAGGCACCCGGCGAUGUAGAGAUGAUUCCCGAGCUGGCAGUGCGCAACUCGACUGAUGAGGCUUUCCACGUCGGACGUGGUGGACAGGGUAAUGUCCAACUAGACGAGGAACACCUCAAGGAGAAGGAGAAGGCGGAGAAGGCGGAGAAGGCGAAGAAGGCGAAGGGGGAGCCGCUUGGAUUGGCUGAUAAGUUGAAGCACAAGCUGCUUGGACGCAAGUAA
Penicillium taxi is the source of this 411-nucleotide messenger RNA. RefSeq names its product DUF3602 domain-containing protein. The transcript is spliced from 5 exons. NCBI's taxonomy places the organism in Eukaryota, Fungi, Ascomycota, Eurotiomycetes, Eurotiales, Aspergillaceae. The record is from RefSeq and is a predicted model, not a curated record. Bases 1 to 411 code for a protein of 136 amino acids.